UCCACCGCUAUAGGAUAUAUUUUCUAUAGUAAAAAUGGGAAAAGUUUGCAUCGUAAACAGUUGCCAAAGUGGGCGUAAGAGGAAAAAACAGAAAAAUGUUACGAAAUCCGUAUCUUUUUUCCAACCAACGGUAAGUAUGUAAUUUUCACUACACCUUAUAAAACAAAGUCCCCCGCCGCGACUGUCUGUUCGUGGGUUUGAAUGUAUCUUUGCGAUAAACAAACUACUGGACGGUUUCAGUUCGAUUUUCAUGUAUCAAUAGAGUGAUUCUUGAGGAAGGUUUACGUAUAUAAUUUGUUGACUAUAGUUCGUUUUUUUUAGCAUUAGAAAGAACUUGCAAGAAGGUAAGCGAUUUUGACAUGUCUUUUAAUUGAAAAACGCUUUUUAAAAUUCAAAAACUAUUACUGAUGAAAGCAGAAGAAUAUAAAUGAUCGUAUUAGAUUCAUAAUUGUUACAUAUUUGCCGUAACUUAUUUUUAAAAUGUGUUUUUCAAUUAAAAGACACAUCAAGAUUGUUUACCUAAUUUCUAAUGCUAAAAAAAACGAACUAUAGUGCGAAGCCGGUCGCUAGUUAUUUAAUAAAAUAUUAUAUUGUGAUUUUUAUAUUUUUCUUAUAAAAUUCACAAUUUCACUUCAACAAUUCUUCAUUUUUCUAUUAAUUCUCAGACUCCGGCACGGUUAGAAAGUUGGAAAAAGUCGUUAGGAAUUGCAUUAAAAGCAAAUGAUUAUAUUUGCCAUCUUCAUUUUAAAGAAGAAAAUAUAAAUAUGUACGAAAAGUUAACUAUUAAAGGAGAGCUCAAAUAUAUUCCUACACAAAGAAAAACGCUUAAGGAAGAAGCUGUGCCCACGAUCGAGCAUCAGUUUAUUCCCAUUCCCGAACAUGAACUCCAAGCCAAUACUAUUCACAUAGAGGAAUCUUUCGAACCAUACCCCAAUCAACCUAAGGACGAGCAGCAACAACAAAUCAAUGCCGAGCAACAGGAAUUAUCAGAAGAUCAAAAUGAUUCUAAUAAUUUAAUGGAUUAUGAAAUGAUACAACAGGACUUUGCGGAACCAUUGUUUAGUCAAUAUCAGGAUACUAAUGUAACAAUUAAUCCAAUAGAGAAUUUUAAAAGUAAGUUUCGGGCAUUUUCGUUGUUGCCGCCUUUUUGGCUACAUGCAGAAAAUCCUAAUGGGCUGGAAUUUAUGCGAAUGGAUCCAAAAACUCAGAAGAUUAAACAUCAUAUACGUUUAAACGAUGAUCUAACUGUCACUGUAAUUUUUCCCAAUAAUGAACAAUUGCCACUAAAGGAGAAAAUUAAUUCAUAUAACAACACCUACGAUUACUUAAAAUCGGUUGAAAGAUGGCCUUUGUGCGUUGGUACUCAGAUUGACGACAAUAAAUUUUGUAAAGGUGUGAUUAUUGGUGAUGAUACUUACGAAAGAAAUCAACAGUACCCAAGAUGUAAAUCUUGUCGAAUAUUACGAAAUCGUUUGCAGAACCGUAAUUCCACUUCAACUCUAUUACAAAAAAUGGCAGAAGCUAAACGGCGCGCUUCAAAUCUUGUACAUAAAUGCAAGCGUCUGAAGAGGACGGUAAGUCUUAUGCCGGCUACAUACGUAACGAUAAAUCGUUGCGAUAAAACUGUGCAGUCCGACUGUGCAGAUAAAUCGAACCGUGUGUAUGACAAAUCGUUACGAUAAUCGACAAUCGGACAAUCGGACUGCACAGUUUUAUCGCAACGAUUUAUCGUUACGUAUGUAGCCGGCAUUAAAGCCGUAACAGACUACCGCACCGCGCCACGACCUUGAUGGUGCGGUUAAAAUAUCUCUUUCACGCUCCAAAUUAUAGCUACAUCC
Molecule: messenger RNA, 1838 nt
Organism: Cydia fagiglandana
Lineage: Eukaryota; Metazoa; Arthropoda; Insecta; Lepidoptera; Tortricidae
Exons: 3
Coding region: 765-1682 (305 amino acids)
Source: RefSeq, a predicted model, not a curated record